AUGGUGGGACUGAAAUACUGCAUUAUGUUUUUGAAUAUUACAGGUUACUGUAUUUGGAAAACUGUGACUUUGAAAUUAGAUAGAAGAACAGUAUUUAUGUGAGGUAUAUUGUGACAAAGGAUUCUUCCUUAACUUGUUGCUUCACUCCGUUUGAGUACAUGAUCUUAGCCACCAUCAUCGCCAACUGUAUCGUACUGGCUUUGGAGCAGCACCUGCCUGGAGAGGACAAGACUCCCAUGUCCAAGAGACUGGAAAAGACAGAGCCUUACUUCAUUGGGAUGUUCUGCUUUGAAGCUGGGAUUAAGGUUGUGGCGUUGGGAUUUGUAUUCCAUAAAGGAUCCUACUUGAGGAACGGCUGGAACGUCAUGGACUUCAUUGUGGUUCUGAGUGGGAUUCUGGCCACAGCGGGAGCUCACAUGAACAUCCCAGUGGACCUGCGGACCCUGCGGGCCGUACGCGUGCUCCGACCCCUCAAACUGGUCUCUGGAAUCCCCAGCCUGCAGAUAGUCCUGAAAUCCAUCAUGAAAGCCAUGGUGCCGCUGCUCCAGAUCGGCCUGCUGCUCUUCUUUGCCAUUCUCAUGUUUGCCAUCAUCGGCCUGGAGUUCUACAGUGGAAAGCUCCACAACACCUGUCUGCCCAUGCCAAAUAUCCUGGAGAAUGAAACGGUGGACAAGUCAGAGUCAGAGUUCCCGUGUGGGGUGAGGAAGUGCCCUGACAAGUACGCCUGCAGUGAAACCUGGAUCGGCCCCAACGAUGGCAUCACCCAGUUUGACAACAUCCUGUUUGCUGUCCUCACCGUCUUCCAGUGCAUCACCAUGGAGGGCUGGACCACCGUGCUCUACAAUACCAACGAUGCCUUAGGCCCCACGUGGAACUGCAUGUACUUCAUCCCUCUGAUAAUCAUCGGCUCCUUCUUCGUGCUGAACCUGGUUUUGGGAGUUCUUUCAGGGGAGUUUGCCAAGGAGAGGGAGCGGGUAGAAAACCGCAGGGCAUUCAUGAAGCUCCGGAGGCAACAGCAAAUUGAGCGGGAACUCAAUGGCUACCGAGCCUGGAUCGACAGAGCAGAAGAGGUGAUGCUUGCGGAGGAGAACAAGAAUUUAGGACCUUCUGCUCUUGAUGCUCCCAAGAGGCUGUCUGAAUGGAAUACAGGCGGUAACCAUGUGCUGAAGAGGACCACCAUCAAGAGGAGAGGGUUGGAUGCCGUCCACCGGGGCCCAGAGGAGGAGCAGUACGGUGACAUCUCUUCUGUGGGCAUCCCGAUGACCAGAGCCAGCAUCAGGAGUGCUAAGAGAGGACCCACGGCUUAUUUCAAGCGGAAGGAGCGUCUGCUGCGUAUCUCUAUCCGCCGCAUGGUGAAGACACACACCUUCUACUGGACCGUACUGGGCCUGGUGGCCCUCAACACACUCUGUGUGGCCAUCGUCCAUCACAACCAGCCCCACUGGCUGUCUGUGUUCCUCUACUAUGCAGAGUUUCUCUUCCUGGGUCUGUUUCUCACUGAGAUGUGUUUAAAGAUGUACAGCCUGGGACCCAGACUCUACUUCCACUCCGCCUUCAACCGCUUCGACUGCGGCGUGAUAGUGGGCAGCAUCUUUGAGGUGAUGUGGGGGUUCUUCAGGCCAGACAUGUCCUUCGGCAUCAGUGUGCUGCGCGCUCUCCGUCUGCUGAGGAUAUUCAAGAUCACCAAGUACUGGGCGUCGCUGAGGAACCUGGUGGUAUCCCUGAUGAAUUCUAUGAAGUCCAUCAUCAGCCUCAUCUUCCUCCUCUUCCUCUUCAUCCUGGUCUUUGCUCUGCUGGGCAUGCAGCUAUUCGGUGGCAGGUUCAUCUUUGAAGACUACACUCCUACAAAUUUUGACACAUUUCCUGCUGCCAUCAUGACUGUCUUUCAGAUCCUGACAGGAGAAGACUGGAAUGAGGUGAUGUACAAUGGGAUCCGCUCCCAGGGAGGAGUGAAGUCAGGAAUGUGGUCCUCCAUAUACUUCAUUGUGCUCACACUCUUUGGUAACUACACACUGCUGAAUGUCUUCUUGGCCAUUGCUGUGGACAAUCUGGCUAAUGCCCAGGAACUAACCAAGGACGAAGAGGACGAAGAGGCUGCUUUCAAUCAGAAACAUGCUCUCCAAAAAGCCAAGGAAGUUGGGGCCAUGUCUUCCCUGAUGUCAUCACACAGGAGGAGGAGACCGUACCUGUACAGGAAAAGAGCGAUACACAGGAGCCGGCCUGCCUACUCUCUGGAGGAGGCUGAGAGCCUCGCCGAGGGGCCCCCCUGCCCGCCAUUGAAUUCCUCUAACUCUUUCAUGUCCAGGGGAGAGAGGAGAAGACGGAUGACCAUGUCUGUGUGGGAGCAGAGAACCAGCCAACUGCGCAGGCACCGGCAGAUGUCCAGCCGAGAGAUCCUCUUCAGCAGCCCCAGUGAGGAGCAGGAAGCGCCCCCUGGAUGCCCCCACAACCUCAAAGCCACAGGCACACCCACAGGCAGCCUGAAGCUGGCUGACCCCACGGCUGACCCUACGGCCUCCACAACUCAGCCCCCCAAGCCCAUGGACCAAACUCUAGAGGAGCCACCCCUGUCCAUGGGGGUCCUUGAGCCCCCCUUGUCCCUCCCUUUAGCAGAGCCACCCAUACCCAUCGACAGUCCCCUGCCUGACCCCCCCACGUCCACAGUUGUGUCCAUUCCGGAGCCCACUGAAUCUGAGCCAUGCCCAGAGGGCCAGCUUGAUGACACCGACCACUGCCACCCAGGUCUCAAUGGCCGCAGGAGCCCCAGGUUAAAUGGGGAGAGAAGGCAGAGAGCAGUGCGUAAGUUCCGCCCUCCUGCUGGUGACACCCUGACCCCUGACAUGGCAGGGAUGAGGCUCAGGAGGCCAAGGGGCACAGGGCACCACGAAGCCCAGGCUGGGGCUAGAGGCCUGGACUCACCCCAGGGGGAGGGGAACAGUCGCUCUGUCAGCAAGGAGAGAAAGACCCCAGAGGAACGACAGGACAAGGAGAGGAGAGCCUGUAACACGGGAGAGACCAGCCAGCCUUCUGAGACCAGAGAAGCUGAACACAGACAGGGUGACCCUAACCAGGCUGGGGGUCCUGAGCUGCAGAACAGGGAGGAGGGUCCACAGUCAGAACCACCCCCCAUUCAGCCAUUUCAGGCUGCAGUACCGGAGCGCCCAGAGGGCCAGACAAGAGACAGUGAUACUGGUAACAACGCCACCACUCUGAACCAGGAUAAGUCCCCUCUGAGCUCCAGUAUCUACAUAGAGGUGACCAAUGUUCAGUCUUCACUAGAGCUCACCCCCAUCACAGGUAACAGUAAAGACAUGGAGGCGUCCAAGCCUGAGAAAGAAGAGGAGCAGUUGACCAGCCCAGCCAAUAUUGUCACGCCUGACAGCAUGUUCAUCUUCAAACCUGGCAACCCGAUCCGCCGGGCCUGUCACUAUGUGGUGAACCUGCGUUACUUUGAGACAUGCAUCCUGCUGGUGAUCGCUGCCAGCAGUAUCGCCCUGGCUGCAGAGGACCCCGUGUCAGCCACCUCUAACUGGAACAAAGUUUUGCGUUACUUUGACUACGUGUUCACAGGUGUCUUUACAUUUGAAAUGAUAAUAAAGAUGAUAGACCAGGGCUUGAUUCUCCAUGACGGCUCCUAUUUCCGGGACCUGUGGAACAUUCUAGACUUUAUCGUGGUGGUCGGAGCUCUGGUGGCCUUCGCCCUCACGAAUGUGUUGGGAAAUAAUAAAGGACGGGACAUCAAAACCAUCAAGUCUCUUCGGGUCCUGCGUGUCCUGAGGCCCCUGAAGACCAUCAAGAGACUACCGAAACUUAAGGCAGUGUUUGACUGUGUGGUGACCUCUCUGAAGAACGUCUUCAACAUCCUCAUCGUCUACAAGCUCUUCAUGUUCAUCUUCGCUGUCAUCGCUGUGCAGCUGUUCAAAGGGAAGUUCUUCUACUGCACAGACGGAUCCAAAGACACAGAGAAGGACUGCCAAGGCUUCUACAUUGACUAUGAGAAGGAUAAAAAGGAAGUGAAGAGAAGGGAUUGGAGGAGACAUGACUUCCACUAUGACAACAUAGUCUGGGCCCUACUCACUCUGUUUACUGUCUCCACUGGGGAGGGCUGGCCACAGGUCCUGCAGCACUCUGUGGAUGUGACAGAGGAGGACAGAGGUCCCAGCAGGGGCAACAGGAUGGAGAUGUCCAUAUUCUAUGUCAUCUACUUUGUGGUCUUCCCCUUCUUCUUUGUCAACAUCUUUGUGGCUCUCAUCAUCAUCACCUUCCAGGAGCAGGGAGACAAGAUGAUGGAGGAAUGCAGCUUGGAGAAGAACGAGAGGGCUUGCAUUGACUUUGCCAUAAGUGCCAAACCCCUGACCCGCUACAUGCCUCAGAACAGGCAGACGUUCCAGUACCGCCUCUGGCACUUUGUGGUCUCCCCCUCCUUCGAAUACACUGUGCUGGCCAUGAUUGCACUCAACACCAUUGUCCUGAUGAUGAAGUAUUACUCUGCCCCACCAGCAUACGAGGCUGUGCUGAAACACCUGAACACAGCUUUCACUGUGCUCUUCUCUGUGGAGUGUGUCCUCAAGAUCAUGGCCUUUGGCUUUCUGAACUACUUUCGAGACACUUGGAAUAUAUUCGACUUCAUCACAGUUUUGGGAAGCAUCACAGAAAUAGUGGUAGACUUGCAGUCAAUUGAGACCUUCAACAUGGGUUUCCUGAAGCUGUUCCGUGCAGCCAGACUGAUCAAGCUGUUGAGGCAGGGUUACACCAUCCGCAUCCUGCUCUGGACCUUUGUCCAGUCCUUUAAGGCUCUCCCCUACGUUUGUCUGCUCAUUGCCAUGCUCUUUUUCAUAUAUGCAAUCAUCGGAAUGCAGGUUUUUGGAAACAUCAGACUGGAUGAGGAGACACACAUCAACCAACACAACAACUUCAAGACCUUUUUUGGUGCUCUGAUGUUGCUAUUCAGGAGUGCCACGGGGGAGUCGUGGCAGGAGAUCAUGCUGUCAUGUUUAGGGGGGCAGAAGUGUGAGCCAGACCCCUUAGCUCUAACAUCAGACCACGAGGAGCGCUGUGGAACUGAGUUUGCCUACUUCUACUUUGUCUCCUUCAUCUUCUUCAGUUCAUUUCUGAUGCUGAAUCUGUUUGUGGCUGUAAUCAUGGACAACUUUGAGUACCUCACCCGGGAUUCCUCGAUAUUGGGGCCUCACCACCUGGAUGAAUUUGUUCGUAUCUGGGGUGAAUAUGACCGAGCUGCUUGUGGAAGGAUUCACUAUAAGGAGAUGUACAAAGUAGUACGCACUAUUUCACCUCCCCUGGGCUUUGGAAAGAACUGCCCCUACAGGGUGGCCUACAAGAGGCUGGUGCUAAUGAACAUGCCUGUGGAUGAAGAGAUGUCGGUUCACUUCACCUCCACCCUCAUGGCCCUGAUCCGAACCGCCCUCGAGGUGAAGAUAGCCAGAGGAGGGGAGGACCGAGGUCAGAUGGAUUCAGAUCUACAGAAGGAGAUAAGUGUCAUUUGGUCACACCUUUCACAGAAGACCCUGGACCUGCUCGUCCCCAUCCACAAAGCCAGUCAUAUGACCAUUGGGAAGAUCUAUGCAGCCAUGAUGAUCAUGGACUACUACAAGCAGAGCAAAGCCAAGAAGCUCAGGCAACAGCUGGAGGAGCAGAAACACGCUCCCAUGUUCCAGCGUAUGGACGCGUCCUCUCUGCCUCAAGAGAUCCUCUGCAGUGCCAAAGCCCUCCCUUUCCUGCCCCACAGCCCUGGAUCUGCCCUGACCAGAGGAGGAUUUGUGGCCUUGAGUCCCAUAUCCCCUCAGGAGAUGUUCAUGCAGCCCAUGUCCCAGGACCUAGAGGACAGAGAGGAGGACUACCACAACUAUCACCACCACCACCUGCUCCACCACCAGCUCCACACACUGGUUCCGGAGCGCAAAGAGUUUAACCGCAACCUUUGCCCCACUAACAGGCAGGAUGCCCCACUCAGGGUGCCCGGGCGGGCAGUCUCUAUCCGAGCCUCCUCUAUGCCUCGGCUGGCUGUAGACACACAGGUGGGGACAGACAGCAGCAAAUCAAUGAAGCGCUCCUUCUCCACUAUUGGGGAUCAAUGUGUGAAUGGCCUGUGGCAGGAGGAGUACUCUCUGAAGAGGGUCAGUCCUGACCGUCUGAACAGACCACGACAGAGGAGCAUCAGAGGAAUCAGGUGCAACCUCAGGGAACCAGUGGAUCAUGAGCGGGGGCGCUCCAAAGAGAGGCGUCACCUGCUGUCUCCCGACGUGUCCCGCUGCAACUCUGAGGAGCGGAGCCAGGACCCGUCACAAGAACGCAAGCAGUCCCGUUCCCCCAGCGAGGGACGCACACAUGCCCUCCACAGACAGGGCAACACUUCAGGCAGCCCAGACCUGUCCAGCACACCCCGCGGCCGGCGCCAACUCCCCCAGACGCCCUUGCGGCCACGCCCUCACAUCUCCUACUCCCCCCUGGUGUGCAGAGCCCACCUCUCCCCCCCUGCUGCCAGUGAGGGCAGAGCCCGGACCCAGGAGGCCCCCGGAGAGACGGAGGAUCCCUCGUUGCGGGAGGAGGGGGAGAGGCUAGCCCCAGAGUCAGGAGCGGGGGUGGGGGUGGUAAUAGGGGUGGGUGGCCCAGGGUUAGGGGUCAGUCACCCGCACCACUCACCUCACCGGUACAUCUCGGAGCCGUACCUGACCCUGCACGAGGAGUUACACAGCCCAGACUCCUCAGGCCUGGAUGAGACUCUGACCUUCGAGGCGGCCAUUGCAACCAGUCUGGGCCGGGCCAACACCAUCAGUUCUGCCCCCCAGCUCAGACACAACUGGCAGGUCCCCAACGGACACUUCCAUAAACGCCUGGGUCAGGCCAGCUCUGUGGUUGCCUGCGAGCUCUUGAGUGACACGGACGAGGAUGACCGCUGUUAGGGCCGGGACUUGUAGAAGAAGAGCAGGAAGAUGGACAGCAAAACUGGGUAUCAGAAAGACAGGGGUCCUCAGUUUGAAGCACACUGUCAGGUCGUGUACUGAGUGUGCAUCUGUAUGUGUGUGUAUCUGCACUCUUAAAAAAAAGGGUUCCAAAUGAGUUCUUCAGCUGGCUCCCGAGUGGCGCAGCAGCCUAAGGCAUUGCAUCUCAGUGCUAGAGGCAU
This is a messenger RNA of Oncorhynchus mykiss (rainbow trout), 7141 nucleotides long. NCBI's taxonomy places the organism in Eukaryota, Metazoa, Chordata, Actinopteri, Salmoniformes, Salmonidae. The record is from RefSeq and is a predicted model, not a curated record.